This is a messenger RNA of Olea europaea var. sylvestris, 1021 nucleotides long. RefSeq lists its product as uncharacterized. Gene Ontology annotation, molecular function: nucleic acid binding; 3'-5'-RNA exonuclease activity. The transcript is spliced from 2 exons. Bases 61 to 747 code for a protein of 228 amino acids. Lineage: Eukaryota; Viridiplantae; Streptophyta; Magnoliopsida; Lamiales; Oleaceae. The record is from RefSeq and is a predicted model, not a curated record. Gene Ontology annotation, biological process: exonucleolytic trimming to generate mature 3'-end of 5.8S rRNA from tricistronic rRNA transcript (SSU-rRNA, 5.8S rRNA, LSU-rRNA).
GGGGGGGGGGGAGGGAGGGAGAUCUGAUGUACUUGCUUCCGGAUUUCUGCAUACUGCUUCAUGAAGGUUGCCGUAGAGCAUAAAGAUACCAUGGAAAGAAACUGUGAGGCAUCCAUAAAAUGCUUCCAGAACAAGGGUUAUCCUUGCAAUCUGUAUUUUAAUGGUAACUCUCUUGAAGGCUUUCCAGGGCUCCAAGAGGGCAUCUAUGCUCACCCAGGUGGAACUGUUACAAAACCAGAGGCCACAUUAAGCAGCAAGCCUCCUGAAUCUUCUGAAGAAUCUAAACAAAGAGCUGUCAGUCAUGACUUUGGCUCAUGGUCAGCCUUCUAUCCCGAUUCUAGUAAUAUGCUGACGCACCAACCUACUGCCUUUGAGGGACGGUUCUAUCCAUUUGCAAUAAAUUAUCAAUUUCAGUAUACCCCGUCAAACAUGUUUCCUCCAAAUUAUCCACAUGAUUACUGCUUCCAAGAUUUUCAAUGCUUUAUUGUUAUUGAUUUUGAGGCAACGUGUGACAAAGAAAAGAAUCCUCAUCCACAAGAGAUAAUUGAGUUCCCAUCAGUAAUAGUGAACAGCAUUACUGGACAGUUGGACGCAUGUUUUCAAACAUAUGUGCAACCAACUUGCAACCAACUCCUGAGUGAUUUCUGCAAGGAUCUGACAGGCAUCCAACAAAUUCAGGUUUGUUUUGAAUGUAUUUCAAUCAUUUUGUUCGUGCUUGUCGAGAGAGAGAGAAAAAAAAGUUACUGAAGGUGAUACCCAUAUAAGACUAGUAGAUUUCCAUCGAGAGAGAGAGAGAGAGAGAGAGCAUAUACUGAGAUGGGUUUCUUCAGGGGGAUAGAGCACAUAUUGAGAUCGUUUCUUCGGUCCAAUACUUUCUUGGUUACGCUUCAAAUUCAUUGUGGAAGAAAAUUCACAAGGCUAUAUUCCAGGCAUAAAACCACGAUGGUGUGCAGUGUGCUACUUGGCUUGAAUAAGGUAGUUGAUAAGGAUUAGGAUAAUUUGCUUGGAUUUUAAAUUUCAA